Messenger RNA from Dermatophagoides pteronyssinus (European house dust mite), 2768 nucleotides. RefSeq lists its product as uncharacterized. Lineage: Eukaryota; Metazoa; Arthropoda; Arachnida; Sarcoptiformes; Pyroglyphidae. Gene Ontology annotation, molecular function: ATP binding; protein serine/threonine kinase activity. Gene Ontology annotation, cellular component: cytoplasm. The record is from RefSeq and is a predicted model, not a curated record. Gene Ontology annotation, biological process: protein autophosphorylation.
UUUUAUUUUAAUGGCAUUUAUCUUUAUUUGUUGGCACUGAACACAAAACAAAACAAAAAAUUUUUUCGUUAAUUUAUACGCUUUGUUUUUUGCUGAUUCGAAACCGAAAUACAAAUUUACUGGCCUUUUUUCUUUCUCUCUCCACAACAAUUGUCAAUAUUUCACUUGAUACAUCAAAAACUAUCUGAGAUUCUGAAUCUACAAUAACAACAACAAUCAACCUACCAAACAAACAAACAAACCUAACUACAAUUACAACCGAAGACCAUUUACGGUCUCGCUCCUGUUGAUCUUUGAUACAGCGAAAUAAUUAAUAAAUCGCUUUCAUAUUUACCCCAACAAUAACCGAUUGCUCAGUUCAUCUCAUCCGGUUUUAUUUAUUUCUCAUCUCGUAAAAUCAUCGAUCUGCAAUUCAUCGAUAUUCCUUUUAUUAUUUUGUUUGUUGGAAAAAAAUAAAAACGAUUCUCAAUGUGUGCUUGUAAUUGUCUUAGUUCAUAUAAAUUCUUAAAUUGCCACAGUUCGCAAUUACCCCAACAUCUACAUCAUCCGAAUUGUGAACGAUAUAGUCGACUAUCGUCACAAUCAUCGGCAUCGUCCAGUCUGGCUUCAUCAACAGCUAGCCGUAGUAAUAGCGGUGCCAUAGCUGGAUUAACCGACUAUCAUUAUCAUCAUCCCCAUCAUCAUCAUCUGUUCAGGGGUGUAAAUAUCGGACUUGGUCAACCAAUGGCGAUGGGUGUCGAAGAUCAAUUAUCAUCUUCAUCAUCAUCACCAUUGUCAUCAUCGCCUUAUUCUGCUGGUUCAUAUCUGAAUUCAGCACUUGGUAAGGCUACAUCAAACUCAAUUUCAAUUAAUGGUGGUGGUGGCUUGCAAAGUCGUAAUGGUUCAAUACCAACGACAAAUAUCCUAUCAUCAAGCCCGAGCAAUCAACAUAAUUUAAAUUCCUCUCAACACCGAAUGGUGAUCGAUUCCGAUACAACAACAUCAGUUGCCAACUGUAUACCAAAUUCAAUAUCGUCACAUAGUUUCAGUUGCAUGUUAGGACAUAAGACCUGUUCGAACAGUAAUAACAAUAGUCAACAGCUAAGCUCGACCUCAUCAUCAUCGUCAUCAUCAUCAUCGUCAUCAUCCAAGAAAAGUUUGCGAAAAUCUAACAGAAGAGUCGAAUCUAGUUCGUCAUCUAUUAGUUUAUCCGGAAGCAAUAACAAUCCAACAAAUAUGACUUCUUCGUUGAAUCAAGGUCAACAUCAACAAACAAAUCGUUUUUUGCCCGCAUUGUUCACACCACCAACGCAAUAUUAUCUGGGCACCAUACAUCAAAUGUUAUUUAAUCAAGCCACAUCACCUUCAUCAUCACAACAAAAACAUUUAUCUCCAUCGUUGAAUAACAACACCAAAAUCAAAUCCUCAUUGAACACCAAUCAUUACAAUAACAAUAAUAACCACAGCCGUGAUCAUCGGCUGAGUGCCUCGUCCACGACCCAACAAUCAACCGUUAUGCCAAAUUCGUUUCAAACCAAGGAACGAACAUCGACGAAGCCUCCAGCAACGCCUACCACCGACAAUCCCAUGACGGUUUCAUAUCAUUCGCCAUCAUUGAUGCAACCUCCACCAUUACCACCCCCAUCAUCGAAUGGCCGAGAUGUGCAUAACAACAACAAUUAUGUUCGACCACGUGAAAUGUUCGAAAAGAAUUACAACGUAAGCAACAUACUUGGACGUGGUGGAUUUGGCACUGUUUAUGCCGGUAUUCGAAUCCGUGAUGGAUUGCCUGUUGCAAUAAAGCAUAUCAAGCGUGAUAAUGUUACCAGUUGGGAGCAAUAUAAUGGCCGACCGGUACCCAUGGAAGUUUGCCUAUUAGAAAAAGUUGCCCACAUAACGGGCGUCAUCCGUAUGUUGGAUUGGUAUGAAGAUCAAUCGGCCUUUAUCAUCGUUAUGGAACGACCCGACAACGUUAAAGAUUUGUUUGAUUUCAUCACUGAACGUGUUGUGCUUGAAGAACGUAUGGCACGUUUAUUUUUUCGCCAAGUUGUCGAAAUUAUUAUUCUAUGCCAUAAAGCUGGCGUCUGUCAUCGUGAUAUCAAAGAUGAAAACAUUCUUGUCGAUUUACGAACCAUGUCAAUUAAAUUGGUCGAUUUCGGUUCCGGUGCCUAUCUCAAAGAUUCUGCCUAUACCGAUUUUACUGGUACACGUGUCUAUUCUCCACCUGAAUGGAUUAAAUCAAGCCGUUACGAUGGUCUGGCCGCAACUGUAUGGUCUUUGGGGGUGUUACUUUACGAUAUGGUUUGUGGAGAUAUACCGUUCGAUGAUGAUGAUGCUAUCAUCGGCGGUGUACUAAAAUUCAAACGAAAUGUCACCUCCGAAUGCCAGGAUUUAAUAUUCAAGUGCCUAUCAUAUGACGCAAAAGAUCGUCCCACAUUAGAAGACAUUCUUGGCCACCCUUGGAUGGGCGCCAAAUUAGAUUCAUCGUCCACAUCUAUUGGUGUUGAUAUACCAUCGAUGGAUAAUUCAAGUCAAAUGUCGGCCAAUGGUGUUGCACAUCAUAUUGGCCGUCGUUCAAUUCAGAUGAUGCAUUUCUCUUCCGCAUCGGUUUCCGGACCUGAAUCAUCCACAUCAUCAUCAUCGUCAUCAUCACCGGAAACUCCACCUGGAUCAUUGUUUUAAUGAUUUAAAUAGCAUCACUGAUUCAUCACUCAUCCGAAUUAUCAUUCUCUCUCUUAUAAAUAAUGCAUCUGCAUCAUAGACAAAUAAAUCAAUAAAUUCGACCUGUA